Messenger RNA from Malania oleifera, 850 nucleotides. RefSeq names its product BON1-associated protein 2-like. Gene Ontology annotation, biological process: defense response. The record is from RefSeq and is a predicted model, not a curated record. NCBI's taxonomy places the organism in Eukaryota, Viridiplantae, Streptophyta, Magnoliopsida, Santalales, Ximeniaceae. The transcript has a single exon. Bases 114 to 659 code for a protein of 181 amino acids.
CUCUUUCUCUCUCUUUUCUUUCCAUCUUCCUUCUCGAAGCCCAAUAAAUAUAUUCCCAUGCAUCUUCCAACCCUUCUACAUUAAUUAAGCACUUCUUCUUUAAUUUAAUCAACAUGGACUUCACUCCUCCUCCUUCGCCGCCGUCGUCGUCCUCUUUGCGUACUCUGGAAAUCACCGUGAUAUCCGGCGAGGGCCUGCGCCUCGGCGGCCGGAGAAAGGCCAAGAAUGCCUUCGUCACGAUCCGAACGGACCAUUACAACAGCCGGACGACAAGGGUCGAUCCCGAAGGCGGCAGCCACCCCUCGUGGAACGAGAAACUGGUGGUGGAUUUGCCGGUUCACUCCAGGUUCGUGACCGUGGCGGUGCAGUGCCGGGCCGGGUCGGGCACCCGACCAGUGGGGACGGCGCUGAUUCCUGCAACGGACUUCUUUGGGGGAUACACGCCGGAGAACUACCUGCAUUUCUUGAGUUAUCGGUUGAGGGACCCCACCGGCGUUCGGAAUGGGAUUAUUAAUAUUUCGGUGAGAGUGAAAGCGGCGCCGGAGGUUGGUGGCGUAUCUUCGUGGACGGAAUUAUCGCGGCCGUACAGGGUGGAGGGAAGCUUGGCGUGCGGGAAGGAUUCUUGGGGGGCGGUGACUGGAGUCCCGGUUUGGUGUUGAUCAUAUAUAUAUAUAUAUAUAACUUUUUCAAGUUGUAGGAGAAAGUGUUGUUUCAUUUAUUUAUUUAUUUGUCUUCCAUGUAGUUAAAAAAAAAUCAAUCAAAAUUAAUGUAAAUGCCUAUAAAAUUUUUAUAUAUUAAAAAUGUGACAUUUGAUAAAAUAAUAAGAGAGUUGGUGACUCCCAACAUCAAA